Messenger RNA from Phytomonas sp. Hart1, 1878 nucleotides. The record is from the annotation of a GenBank genome assembly. Lineage: Eukaryota; Euglenozoa; Kinetoplastea; Trypanosomatida; Trypanosomatidae.
AUGCGGCACUCCGGGGUCCAGGAGACGUGCCACGUCCUUCGGGCAUCCGCCGCGGAGCGCGCGCUUACUCGACUCCAAAAGGAAAACGAUGAGCUGAAGGGAAGUAUCAUAGGCUAUAAAAAACAGCAACACUCACUCUAUGGUGUUGUGAAUAGACUCCGAUCUGAGCUUGAGGCGAUGGGAAAGACUGUAAUGGAGCAGAAUGCUACUCUCAGUAGUUUCUCUUAUGCCUUUCAACGCCAUGAUCCAUGCCAUCUUAUUAAGGAAAGACUCAAGACGAAGACGUUACGUCAGGUGCAUGGGGAUGAAAGCAGUUUAGAUCGCGUAGAAGCAUUGCAGAUGGAGAGAGAGAUACUUCAGAAAGAAUCCAAUGAAAAGAAUGAAAUCAUUUCAAACCUAAAGAAGCUUCUAAGUAAAGCUCAGGAAUCUCAAAAGAGGAUCCCGGAGACCAUUGAUGCCGAGGAGUCCGAUGUUCCUCAAUCGUUGGGGUCGUGUGAGACUGUUCGCCAAGAAACAAAUGCUACGGGGGGGCUUCAGCGAAUGAUUGCAGCACUUAAUCGGUUACUUGACAAUUAUGAAGGUUUUUGUCAGCCCGCGAACGCUCUCGGUCAACUGAAGACCGGCGACGAUGCGGUAGCAGAGGAUGAAAUCUUUACAGUAUGUAUUCGCAUUCUUUCGUGCGCUGAUCUCACCUACCCGCGAGAUUUUGACAAAGAUUUCAAUUCAAGACUCUAUGUUGUCGUCUGUGGGCCUUUUGGGCGAAACGUCUUGUUCCAAACGCCUCCAGAGAUGGCAAACACAGCAUUCCCCAUGUUUAGUGGCAGUCCUUUAAACAAUGCCCGUUUUCGAGUCACACAUGAUACCUUCGGUCGGCUCGAGCUGGAGGUGUGGAUCGCGAAGAGCGCCGAUAUCACGACUAAUUCCGUUCUGUUCGGGCGAACGUCCGUGCCGGUGAACGCUUUGCUCUCCAACGUUUCUAAAAGUAGUCGGCCACCUUCCCCGUCCACAGUGGAGGACGGGCAGUUCACUUCUUUGUACACAAUGAAGCUUUUCGAUCCAUCGAAGGAGCUACAAGUUGUAGGCGAGAUCUGCUUCGAGGUCGAGAUCCAUAGGGCUCAAAGCGCCGGUCGUCUUUCUAUGGCUAGUAUCCCUCUGGUGAAAGGCCCCAUUUCCGAUUCCACAAAUCCCAAGACCACAGCAGAAGCGAAAAAAACAAAGGAAGAGACGACACAACCCGCGAAGGCUGCGAUGUCGUUAUCACCAGGAUCCAGCAAAACAGCUUCGUAUCAUGAAAUAUCCCGCGUUUCAUCGGAUAGCACGGCCUCUCCGAAUUCUGUAGCUGAUCAUGUAAGUCUUUCCCGUAUCUCGAAAAUGAAUAGCGUCCCUCUUGAGGCAGACCCUGAGGUCCCAAUCGUCGAAACUGAAGCAACCGAGCCUCUGAAGCUGUCUUCUGAGGUCCUGAAUGCACAGCCAUCCUCUUCAGUAAGCUUAUACAUUUACAUCAAGGAGGGAUAUCGCUUCAAGGAAAUCAGGGAGGAUGAUAUUCUUGAGGAACUUGCAGAUUAUAGAACGCGCGUGUUGGUGUGGAUCGAUGGGCAACUCGUCUUCACGGUGCCGGAAGCUCGUAGUAAUCUUAGGAUGCGAUGGAGCUCUGAGGACGCAGCCUUCAUUACCACGGUUGACCCUAGACGGACGAUUUGCUUUGAAGUGCAAGCUAUUCGAGGCGAUUUUGAGAAGGACUCCAUUGGUGAGGCCUCCGUAAAGGUAUUUGAUGUGUUCUCCCCGACAAAGCGCUCGAUCGUUCUCAAGCUUCCCGUCAUGCUCAACGGUGUGGAGUGUGGUAGUUUAGUGGUCGAAUUUUGUAAGUCCUCAAAGUAA